UUUCUCUUAAGCCCUAGGAGCCUCUUCUCUUAAGCCUUUUCUCUCCUCCGUAGCCAGCCACCAGUACCACCGUGAACUUCUAUUUGGAAUCAAAUUUCGCUUAAAAAGCCCUUCGAUUUUGGAACUCUUUGAAGAGCAGAAAAAGCCCUUCGAUUUUGGAACUCUUUGAAGAGCAGAGACCAAAAUGGGUUUUAGUUUUGAAUUCGAUCCCCCCAGCGACGAAGAACUGGACCAUUCCGAAGCCGAAGAAGAAGAUGAAGAACAAGGUGUGGAAGAGGAGGAAGAUGAACCUAUUUCUCGCCGCCGCACUGAAUCUCCUUGGGAUUUUGCUUCCUACUCCGAGUCAGUCGCCGAAGAACAUGCUCGUCGAAGCACUACCUCCGUUGAUUACAAAAUCUCCAAACUUCUAGAGAAGCGCUCUGGAAGCUUCACUCCAGCCGCCAUUGCCGAUGAUUAUGAAAGUUCUGAAGCAGAAUCUGACAGACAAGAAGAUUAUAGACCGGAAGAUGACGAUGAUGGAAAUAGUCAUGUUGGUGAUAUUAAACCCUUUUUUUCACCUUCCGAUGGGGCGUCCUUUCAUGCAAAUUCGUUCAUGGAGCUCAAUUUGUCGCGCCCAUUGAUUCGGGCAUGCGAGGCUUUGGGAUAUGCAAAGCCGACACCAAUUCAGGCGGCUUGCAUACCGUUGGCAUUAACUGGACGUGAUAUAUGUGGAAGUGCAAUUACAGGUUCUGGAAAGACUGCAGCCUUCUCACUACCUACUUUGGAGAGGUUACUGUAUCGGCCAAAACGAGAUCGAGCAAUAAGAGUGCUAAUUCUAACUCCAGCUAGAGAAUUGGCUAUUCAAGUUCACAGUAUGAUAGAGAAACUUGCUCAGUUUACUGAUAUCAGAUGUUGCUUGAUCGUUGGUGGGCUUUCAAGAAAGGAGCAAGAAGCAGCCUUAAGAUCAAUGCCUGAUGUGGUUGUGGCCACUCCAGGACGUAUGAUUGAUCAUUUACGCAAUUCCAUGUCGGUAGAUUUGGAUGAUUUAGCAGUUUUAAUACUUGAUGAGGCAGAUCGUCUAUUGGAGCUUGGAUUUAGUGCUGAAAUUCGUGAACUGGUCCGUCUUUGUCCAAAAAGAAGGCAGACAAUGCUAUUUUCUGCUACCAUGACAGAAGAAGUUGAUGAGCUCAUCAAGCUUUCCUUGACCAAACCAUUGCGCCUCUCAGCUGACCCAGCUACCAAGAGGCCAAAAACAUUGACAGAGGAGGUCGUUAGAUUACGUAGAAUGCGUGAAGUGAAUCAGGAAGCGGUCCUUCUUGCUCUGUGCUCAAAGACAUUUACUUCUAAAGUUAUUAUAUUUAGUGGAACCAAACAGGCUGCUCAUAGGCUAAAGAUUUUAUUUGGAUUAGCUGGCUUUAAAGCUGCUGAGCUUCAUGGAAAUCUUACCCAAGUUCAGCGUCUCGAUGCCUUAGAACUCUUUAGGAAACAACAAGUUGAAUUUCUUAUUGCUACUGAUGUGGCUGCUCGGGGCCUGGAUAUUAUUGGUGUUCAAACUGUUAUAAACUUUGCAUGUCCUCGUGAUCUCACCAGCUAUGUUCAUCGAGUUGGUCGUACUGCAAGAGCUGGUCGAGAAGGAUAUGCUGUUACGUUUGUGACAGACAAUGACAGAUCUCUUUUGAAAGCCAUAGCUAAGAGAGCUGGUUCAAAGCUGAAGAGCAGAAUUGUUGCUGAGCAAUCAAUAAAAAAGUGGUCUGAAACAAUUGAGCGAAUGGAAGAGCAAGUUACUACGAUUCUACGGGAAGAGAGAGAAGAAAGAGCUCUAAGGAAAGCUGAGAUGGAAGCAACGAAGGCAGAGAACAUGAUUGUUCAUCAGGAAGAAAUUUUUUCACGCCCUAAAAAAACCUGGUUUAUAUCUGACAAGGAAAAAAAGCUUGUAGCGAAAGCAGCUAAGGCAUCUUUGGACAAAGGAAAGACUUCUGGGAAUGAGGUCUUAAGUGCUCAACAUGCUGAAGACCUUAGGAUGAAAGAAAAGAGGAAGCGCGAGUGUGAGAAAAAUUUGCCCAGGAAGAAGCGCAGGAGAUUGGAAGCAGCUAGAGAAAUGUUGGAGGAGGAGAAGCAAAAUGACAAAACAGGAGGUGGAGGAGAAAAUAAGAAAGAUAAAGCUGGAUUGUCACUUGUCAAACUUGCCUACCGUCGGGCAAAAGCAGUGAAGGCUGUGAAAAAGGCACUUGACUCGGGCAAGAUUGUGAAGAAUCAAAACCAAAAAACCAAACACUCUUCCCAUAAAACUGAAUCAAGAUCUGAAGAAAUGCGAGAGAUGUUCCAAAAUGACAUGAGCGAGCAGAAGCAGAAACGGCGUGGCGGUGGCGGAAAGAAAAAGUCUAAGCAUUCCUUCAAAAGCAAGUCAAGGUACAAGCGUAAAUAGAAACUUCAUCGGCAGUCGAGUGGCCUUGUGUUUGCUCGGGAGAGUGGAGGCAACACUCAGUUUGCAAUCUGCAUUCCCUACACCAGUUUUGAUGACAAGAUUAAGAUGGAUUCUCGACUCCAAAAUUUUGGUUGGCUGUAUCGUUUUUAUCCUCAAAGUUCAUUCAUUACUCUCAGUUGAGUUGUGAUGUGCUUUGAGAAUCAAAAUGUACCAUGAAACUUAAAAGCAAACCCUACUAACAUAAUUUUUUUUAGAAUGUACCAUCUCCAAAAUAACUAGAAUGAGUAUUAGUUUUCAUAAUUUUAUGGUAUCUUAGUUGAAGUUCAGCAUUCGGAUAGUGUGAAUUAUAUCUAUGCAAAAAAAAAAAAAAUGUAGUCAUAUGAUGUAUUAUUGAUAUUUUUGUCCUCUUUUUGAAUUGGAUGUGUAAAAGAAAUUAUUUGGUCGAAGACUCGAAGUCCAAUCUUGAGUUUAAGUGAGCAUUAAUAGUGUCCAUAUAGAUGUAAUUAUACAUUAUUUGUGGAGGAUUGAAUUGGCACUGAUCGCUCGAACGAGUACUGACCUCGA
This is a messenger RNA of Momordica charantia (bitter melon), 2968 nucleotides long. Its product is annotated as DEA(D/H)-box RNA helicase family protein. Gene Ontology annotation, cellular component: cytosol. The record is from RefSeq and is a predicted model, not a curated record. Gene Ontology annotation, molecular function: nucleic acid binding; ATP binding; RNA helicase activity. Lineage: Eukaryota; Viridiplantae; Streptophyta; Magnoliopsida; Cucurbitales; Cucurbitaceae.